This is a messenger RNA of Astyanax mexicanus (Mexican tetra), 2627 nucleotides long. RefSeq names its product zwilch kinetochore protein (gene zwilch). The coding region runs from base 141 to 1892 and encodes 583 amino acids. Gene Ontology annotation, biological process: protein localization to kinetochore; mitotic spindle assembly checkpoint signaling. The record is from RefSeq and is a predicted model, not a curated record. Gene Ontology annotation, cellular component: RZZ complex. NCBI's taxonomy places the organism in Eukaryota, Metazoa, Chordata, Actinopteri, Characiformes, Acestrorhamphidae. The transcript has 19 exons.
GCGGGCUGUAGAAAAUAUUGGAGCUAGGCUACUUUUACACAUUGAACCAAGUGAACCAAGCUUAGCUAACUUAGUUAAUUAACCUAACUAAAAAUCUGUAUUUGAAUGCACGGGCAUUGUUAAAUAACGCGUUAAAGACGAUGAGGGAUACAAUUAUUUCAGAAGCUAACAGCUUUAUUCGGUUUCUCAAGUCAUGUCAGGAUGACAGCAAGGACUUCUGGACCUAUCAGGACAAUAUAAGAAUAUUAAAGCAAAGCAAUCAGCCUAUCCUCAGCAUAAUUGAAGGAAAUCAGGUUGUCUUUAUUUGCGAGGAAACGCCACCAAAGCAUGAGGAGGAGGUUGCAGUAAACACUGAGGAAAACAGCCUCAAUGAAGAAGUGUCUGUUAAACUGGAGCCGUUUGACAUUGGGCCACUACCUCUCACCAUACAUAGAGCAAGGCAGCUGCUAUCCUGGUACACCAUGUCUCAGAACCCCAACAUGCCCCAGGUGGAAGCUCAUGUACUGCCCCCUCUAUGGGUACGCUGUGAUAUGUCUGACCCGGCUGGCGUUUCCUGGCUGGGGGCAGAAACGGUCUAUGCUGGAAGCAAGGCUACAGCAGUCAAACUGUACACAGUCUGUUGCAAAGGAGCAACAACAGAUGAGUCUUCUUUUAUGACGAUGGAACAGCUUAAACAAGAGCAUCAGAACAGACACAGUUCCUCAGCAGUGGGAACAAAAGGCUGGGCUGAGUACAACCUCUUUUGCUCAGUAAAGGAGGAGAGCCUGGUUAUUGAUUCUCAAAGCAGCGUAACUGCCUUCUUCAGAUGGGUUAAUGUUGACAAGGUCCUGGAGACCCCUCCUCUGUCGUCUACAGUUACUCUGCACAUCAAGGUGACAGUUGGAGAUAUCAGGAGCCCACUGUAUCAAACCUACAGAGAGCUGGAAUUCCUCCUGACACUGGCUGAUGGAUUGAGGACUGGAGAGAUUGAGUGGUUGGAACCACUGGAGACACAGUCUGCUGUGGAAUUAACCAGGAUGCUUAUUGAAGAUCUGGAUAAGGUUGCAAAUGCAGUCCCAGGCCAGAAUUUAAAAGGAUCAGAGAAUCAGAAGGCCAAGACAGACUCAGUACUGGGGUAUGGCACCAUGCUGAUGGAGAGAGGGGACCUGGACUUCACAGAGCAGCUCUGGGAGAGGAUGAGGAAGAGUGUGACCUCAUAUCAAGACAUAACAGAUUCUCUGAAAUUAGUCAUCAAAGCUGUACGGUUUGGUCAGAUUAAACCGUGGGUCCAUAGGGCCAGCAGCAGUUCUCUGAGUAAGCUGAUAGUGCAGUCCUACCAGCAGCAGGUGGACACAGUGCCUCUCACUGGCCUCACCCCUGCCAUCAUGCUUCUGGAGCUGGGCCUGGACAAGAUGAGGAAAGACUACAUCAACUACCUUGUUGGAAAGGAGCUGACCACUCUCAACCAUCUGAGCUACUACCUGAGCAGUGAUGUGGACCUACAGGAGCAGGUUAUAAGACUGAAGAAACUGCACCACCUGCUGGAGAUCCUGGGCACCUGCAGCAGCUUCCUCAACCUGCCUCACGAGCGCCUCUUCUUCUUCACUCAGUCAUGUUUGCAGUACUACAAAGCAGCACCAUACAAUGAAGACCAUGUGUUUGAGAUGCAGUUCAAACCUGCUCUCAUCAGCCACUUCUACCAAACGGAGCAGCCAAUGUCUUGGGGUGUGGAGGUGUCCAGUGGACAGGGCUCACGAGAGGUCAAGACCUCCUUUCAUCUCAGCGAUAAACCUCUGGUGGAUCACAUCACAUUUGACUCAGAUCUGCCACUGGAGGUCACAGUGAGUGCAGAAAAUGAAAAGGCUGCAUAUUUCAGGACUAUGGUUUGCUGCAGCCUGGCCAACUUCACUUAGCAGGUGGAAACUUUAUUUUGUUUGCCCCAUCUAGUUCUAUCCUCUCCUGGAUUCACAGGGCAGUAGAUCUGGUACUCUGGUACUGAGAUACUGACCUGCAGCCAGGAGCUGGUUGCUAGAAGAGCACAUCUCCUUGGCUUUCCUCUUCCAGUUCUCAACCUGCCAAUGACAUUUCAGGACAUGUUAUCUGUACAGCUGAGUGUGUGUGCAGUACAGUUGCACAGUGCAUUAGUUAACUCUGUGGUUAAUUCAAUACUAUAACUUUUGUUACUGUCUAGGUGUGUAACCAAAUGCUCAAAUUGGAUCAGAUUGAUUCACAUUAAUGGCAAAUUUGGGGUAAAAAAAAGUAAACAAAAUUUAUUAAAAACAUAUUCAGUUUUUUCGUAAUCUGAUAGAAGGCAGGAGUGUAGGAAAUGAUGUGCAUGUGCUACAGUGGAUAAUGUAUUGUUUAUUGGUUAGGGAGGGAUAAGCUACCUUAUAAAGAUGUACCUUUUUCAGUAAAGUCUGAACUGUGUUCAGUUCAAUAAUUCAGUAAUACAUUGGUUAAAGGGUAAACAACAUGUCCUAGUCAGCGCACUCUAGUGUAUAUAGUACUUAUUCUUCUCUCUAUGAAUGUCUGUGUAACAAAGCUGCAGUAUUCUUUUACAUUUUUGCUCUCUUUGAGUAAUACUGAUUUGCUAUAUUUGUAAGUGUCUUGACCGUAAUAAACCUUUCUUUAUGUCUAUAAUACCUACA